UCUGAGGAGGAAUCCCAGGAUUAUGUGUCCACAUGUUGUUCCAGUUGUACCUUAUAUUUUUCUUCUUUAAGUUGGAAGUGUGUGUGGAGUUAUGGUGCUGGACUAACACGAAGAAGAGGACUUUCUGCACAGAGAGAAGAGUUCCUCCAGCACCGAGUCAGGCUAUUCCUUGGAGUUGUGAUCUGAGGAUAAAGAUCUACAAGUUUUGAGAUUCAGCAGAACAUCAUGGACAAAGAUCCUUCUGCUUAUUCUGAGACAACCAUCAAUGGUUUUGGAAUGAAUUGACUUCAUAUUCAUCUUUAACAUCUUCCUUUUGGAUACUAACCUUUUCCUGAGAACAUAUUUAGGGUUUGUGUGCAACAUGGAGAACGCAUAUUAAAGCAGGAUAGAGUAAGAGGGGGUCGUCACUUUUCUUUCUAUCCUGAAAUGAAUAAUACAUUGUUGCAACAGCUAAACUCUCACUGCUGACCCACCAGGCAGAACAUGAUUGUGUGAGCAGAGUGUGUUUGGGUGAGGACUUGAUCAACUGAUUUUGACACCUGUAAACAGAACAAUAUGAAGGAAAGGAAAGUAGACACAGAUAAAGAAAGUUGGCACAACCCAAGACAAGACAAAAGGAGAAUAAAAAGAAGGAAGAUGACUCAUAGUUUAUCUGCCCUGGACUCAAACUGGGACAGUGACUCAGAGUUUGAGACGGAGCAGCCGGCCCGGGGGCAGCAGUGGGACUGGGCUUCAGAGCAGGUCCCUGCUGUGUUGAGUCCAACCUACAAGCAGCGCAAUGAGGACUUCAGGAAGCUCUUCAAGCAGCUGCCUGACACUGAGCGCCUCAUCGUGGACUAUUCCUGUGCCCUGCAGCGAGACAUCCUCCUGCAGGGACGCCUCUACCUCUCCGAGAACUGGAUUUGUUUCUACAGCAACAUCUUCCGAUGGGAAACCCUGCUGAUGGUUCGACUGAAGGACAUCUGCUCCAUGACCAAGGAGAAGACGGCCCGCCUCAUCCCCAAUGCCAUCCAGCUCUGCACUGACAAUGAAAAGCACUUUUUCAGCUCUUUCGGGGCGAGAGACCGGACAUACAUGAUGAUGUUCAGACUGUGGCAGAACGCUCUCCUAGAGAAGCCUUUAUGUCCGAAAGAGCUGUGGCACUUUGUCCAUCAGUGUUAUGGUAAUGAACUCGGUCUGACCAGUGAUGAUGAGGACUACGUCCAUCCUGAUGAAGACUUCAAUACCAUGGGGUACUGUGAGGAGCUGCCGGUGGAGGAGAACAUCGAGCCGAGCAACGAAACCAGCAACCAUCUCAGUAAGAACACUGAGGCCAAGCCCGAUGUGAGCCCCGUCCUGCCCCACAAAGCCUUCCCUGAUGUCAGCCCACCGGAGCUGCCUAGCACUGAGCCUCAAGCCCCUCAGUAUGACCUGGCCCCUGUGGAGGAGAUAUUGAGCCCUCUACUUGACACAGCCUUCCUGACCCUCCCCAUACCUGAGAACCUCGGUAGCCACGCCCCUUUACAGCCACUGGACCUCAACGACAACGAGGACCUGCCCACCGAAUUAAGCGACUCAUCUGAGACACAUGAUGAAGGUGAGGUCCAGGCUUUCCAUGAGGACCUGGGUGGCAGGCAGUUCAUCAACGAAGUGUACAAGUUUGGUGUGGAUAAGAUGUAUGACUUACUAUUCACUGAGUCUGACUUCAUGAGGGACUUCCGGGAGCAGAGGAGGUUCUCAGAUGUGGUGUAUCACACAUGGAGGACAGAGGAGGACGGUAACCAGUCAAAAGAGAUCAUGUACACUAUCGCCCUGAACAAUCCCCUGGCUCCAAAGACAGCCACCGUCACUGAGACACAGACUCUGUACAAAGCAAGCCAGGAGAAUGAGUGCUACAUCAUCGAUGCAGAGGUGAUCGCCCACGAUGUUCCCUACCACGACUACUUCUACACCCUCAACCGCUACAUGCUUACCAGAGUAGCCAAGAACAGGUGUCGUCUUAGGGUGUCAACAGAGCUUCGAUACAGGAAGCACCCGUGGGGGCUUGUGAAGGGCUUCAUUGAGAGGAACUUCUGGAGUGGCCUGAAUGAAUACUUCAGACACUUAGAGUUGGCGCUGAGUAAGUUGGAUGUGUUGCUGGAGCCUCACAGACAGUCGCCCAAGACCAAGGCUCUGAGGACAUGCACCAGCCGCAGGAGGAAACGAAUGCUAGUCCAUCACCUCAGAACGCCGGGGAACAUGGACAAGGCUUUAAGCCCCGUCAGCACUCCUGAGAACGAGGAGGACGAAGACAUCCACCUCACCAAACAUGUGGCAGGUCAGCCCUGCAGAGGCCACCAGCUGAUCUGUGGUUCCACACAGACCAGACACAUACCUGAUUCUCCAGGUGGUUUUGCACUCUACAACUUCUCCAAACUCCUGCUUCUCAUCGGCCUCGUCCUGAUACUGCUGGUGAUUCUCAAUGUCAUGCUGUUUUACAAGCUGUGGAUGCUGGAGUACACCACACAGAGAUUCGCUGCAUCGCAGGGAUUGAGACCAGAUGAAAGCGGAACUCCUGAGACCCAGCUGGAAUGGGUUCAGCUCGAGGACUCCCAGCAGCGAUACGAUGAAAAGGAUCUCCAGAAAUGGAAAGAGAUAAUCAGAUCAUCAGUGCUGCAGCUUGAUAAGAUAAAAGACUCCCUUCUUAAUCUCCACAAAAGCAUCGGCCUCAAGGAUCACGUGUCACACACUGAUUCUGAAAAAAGGAGAACCCAGAAUACCUGAUCGAUAACGUCAAGGCAUGCGGACAUGAUGUGCAAUAUUCAUCCUACCUUUUCUGAGCCCAAGGAGGGAAGGUGGCCUUUAAAAGGCAUUGCUGGGUGUUCAAUGAGAGCUGCAUCCCCGAUUCAAGUGACCUCAUCAGCCUGCGGUAGAUGAGAUGGCACUCACACACUACUAUGUCUCCCAAGAAAGACAAAAUCAUUGGUAGGAUUUGUCUGCAGCUUUCCUUCCAUCUUGAUCAUCCACACUCCUUCUCUCGACACGAUGCUGCAUCAAAACCUUUUUUUUGGUCACAUCCAGACAAAUAUCAGACUGACCCAAAGCAUGCAACUUCUUCUCACUUCUGGUGCUCUGCCAAUUGAGAAUCCAUAUUGGAAUUAUAUAUGCAUUCGCUUUCAGAGGUGCAAAAAUACAUAGACAUGUUCCUACCCUUCGAGGAUCUCAAACAGCUGCUGUAUCUCUUUGUUUUAUACCCUGAGAAACAUGAUGAGACUGUAACGAAUCCACAGCCUGCAGUAACAAAACCACACUGAAUAAACUCUGACUUUGACUUUAAUUAAAUGUAUUAUGUCAACAGAUUCCACAUAACUGUAUCAGGUUAUUUGAAAGCAAUGAUAUUAAGUUUAAAUAAAACAUAUAAGGUCCAACUUAAUAUUAUUGUUUUCAACUAACCUAAAGCAGUUAUGUGAAACUUGUUGACAUAGUACAUUUAAGUCACAGUUUCAGUUUACUCAGUCAAAAUGUAACCUCAUACAUUUGCAUAUGUGUGUAUGUGUGUGUUUGUGUGUGUGUGAUUUUUAGUAGUCAGGGAUAUUUUUACUGGGCAUACUACGCAGAUCAGGGCUGGUUUCCCUGAGAGCUCAUGCCAUACUUUAGUGAUUUUAUUUGAUUUCGUAUGUUCAUGUGACUUUUAUGACUUGAAGUAUUCUGAGCUGUCGCUGGAGCAAUGCUCUGCUAACUGAGUUAGUGACGUAUUAAUGCAGAGGGUUUGUAAGUAGAGAGAAUGCAUGGAAAGGAAACCAGGAUUCUUAGGUCAGGGUGGCACAGCUCCAACUUUCCUAAUGUGUUGCCAAGGAAAUAAAGAAACGUUUUGUUCACAGCCAACCAUUAAUGUCAUACCAGUGUUUAAAUGAUUUACUCCAACACAUUUCACUGCUUCGGCACUGCCAAGGCUCUCCCGUCAACAAUUUUAUCCUAUUAAGGAUAGUCAACGUUAUAUAAGCCAUUUCUGAGUGUUGCAUCAAUCCAUGUGUGAUGGUAAGGCAAGGCAAGUUUAUUUAAAGAGAACCUUUCAACACAAGGCAAUUCAAAGCGUAAUGUAUUAGCACUGGGGGUCUAACUGUCCUGUCAUGAAGCAGACUAAAUGUGAGUUGCAGUGAAUUUAAAUCAGUGCAAUCUUUCUGCACUGUUCCGUAUUUUCUUAAGUUGUCAUGUAAGCAUGGUGUUUCGACAGACAAACAUUUCUCAGUGGCAGAGGUUAUAAGAAACAGAAAUGAUCUCAAUCAAUCCAGCAACAGGUGUAGUUGUAGAAAAAACUGAAACAUUGACUUUAAUUAAAUGUAUUAUGUCAACAAAUGUCAUAUUAGGUUAAUCUGUUGACAUGAUACAUUCAAUUGAAGUCAACGUUUCAGUUUUUUCAGUGUAGAUUUUAGUGCAGGGCAGUUGUUUUUUAGAGGGAAGCUUUUUUAAAACAUUAAGUUGUCCAGGAAAAUUUGGCUCUAAUAGUUUAUAUUUACCUACCAGUGGUUUCUGCCUCUGAGGAAUGUUGGUCUAACACAGCAGCACACUGUUUGUCCUGUUAGUGUUGAUACUAUUUUGAGAAAAUGUGUCGGUUAGAAUAUUCAGUUCAGAAAUGUAAUCAGCCACUGCAGCUAUAAGAAUUAGUUUGAUGAUAUUUUCAUCAAUUUAUGAAUGAAUCACACCCUUGCCUGCACUGUCUGGGAACAGCAUAAUAUGUUUAAUGUCUUGCAGGACUUCCAUGCCUUUUUUUUAAAUAAUAAUUGUCCAACCUCUCCAAGUGUUUUCUGACUCAAGGAUGAAUGCCAAACUCUUGAAAUGUAUUACAAAUGUCGAAAUGUCAGAAAAAUCUAAUAGUAAGCAGCAUUUAUUUUUGGUGUUGCAAGGUUUAAAAUGUCCAAUUUGAGGAUUGAUUUACAAGGGAAGUCCUUUGAGAUGUUUGCUUUGCACAUUAUUGAGUGACUGAUGGAGAGAAAAUAGUGUACGUACUAUUGACAUAACAAACAAAACUCAUCUUUAUAUUUCUAUCAUUCUUUGCAUUUACACAAUGAUCUUCCCAGCAGCCUUGACAUUAAUAAAUAAGGGAAGUUUUUGCUAGAUAAACAUUUUGAUUUUUUCAAGCCCUUCCCCAAAAUGUACUGUUGUGCAAAAUAGAUCUGUGCAUCUACAGUAUGUGGGUUUGUUUCUACAGGAUAAGACAAACCAUAAAUCAGGACCAUCACAUGCAUGAAAGACGAUCAGCACUGAAUAGAUCCAACAGGUUGAAUACAUACACGGAAAGUACAGUUACAGUAUGAAUCCAGUUUGUUUUCUUCAAAUAUUCAGAUGCAAGUGCACACUUUUCUUUUCAGUUUUGUAUCUGAAAAACACAUAAACCAUCUAUGUCCUAUUUUCUCUCCAUAUUUGUUUACACUGUAAACUUUAAACUGUUUAAGCCAUUUUUAAAACAAAUGAUGUUGAGGUGAUGUAAUUUUACUUUCAUGACUUGUUAAUGGAAUAUCUUGUAUAAUACCACCAAAGUCACGUGGCUCCUCUACUGUAUAUAAAAUGCAUGGCUACUCUAUUAAUGCUAGCGAUUAAGAUCAUGUCGAACUCAAUGCAUCUGAACUAGAGGUUUCAGUUUGACGCAUGAAAUCACUGUAGAUGAGCCUGAACAGUAGAGACCCUGAAGUGUAAGCACCAGUCAGUCACAGUGUGGCCCAUAUGUGUAUGUGACAAAUAUGUUUUGUCAAUCAAUUACACACAAUGAAUAUUUACCAGCUGACAUCACAAUGGAACUUAUAAACGAUGAUGGUUUGAUUAAUUAAUUUAAAGGUGACAAAUGUGGACAUAUUUCUUAAAGGAGCAGUGUAGGAUUAAGGGGAUCUAUUGGCAACGUUAGAAUAAAAAUAUUCAUUAGCAUAUAUUUUUAAGAGUUUCAUCAUGUGUUUUUCUAUGUUCAAUUAUUUUUCUGUGUAUGGGGAUUUAGUUGGUUACAAUCUGCAAACUGACCACUAGAUGUCACUAAAUUAUACACACGUUUAUAGUCGAGUUUCCAUGCUAUCACAGAAGGCACCCUCAACUUUCAGCACUCCACACACACACACACACACACACACACACACACACACACACACACACACACACACACACACACACACACACACACACACACACACACACACACACACACACACACACACACACACACACACACACACCUGCAGUAUUCAUUCAUCUUGCCUUCAUUCAUCUCACUUGGUUGUAAAGCGUUGUAUACUCCUGUGUGUGCUUACGAUACCUGACCUGUCUUCUGAAACCUAUUUUGAUCUGCAUAUAUGAACAAAAAGUAUUUAUACAGAUAUUAUAAUGUAAUGCAUAUUGUUGUGUAGAGUUAUAGUACAUAUUAUAUGGGCUUAAACUACGCUGGCAGUGGUUUGAGGAUAAAAAAAAAGUUAUUUUAACGAAAAAAAGUGAUUAAAGACAGAGGAAUGAAUAAAAGUGCAAAAUAAUUCAUGAA
Eleginops maclovinus (Patagonian blennie) is the source of this 6475-nucleotide messenger RNA. RefSeq names its product GRAM domain containing 1Ba (gene gramd1ba). The record is from RefSeq and is a predicted model, not a curated record. The transcript has 17 exons. NCBI's taxonomy places the organism in Eukaryota, Metazoa, Chordata, Actinopteri, Perciformes, Eleginopidae. Gene Ontology annotation, biological process: intracellular sterol transport. Gene Ontology annotation, cellular component: endoplasmic reticulum-plasma membrane contact site; plasma membrane; endoplasmic reticulum membrane. Gene Ontology annotation, molecular function: cholesterol binding; cholesterol transfer activity. Bases 556 to 2742 code for a protein of 728 amino acids.